Messenger RNA from Aspergillus niger, 1647 nucleotides. RefSeq lists its product as uncharacterized. NCBI's taxonomy places the organism in Eukaryota, Fungi, Ascomycota, Eurotiomycetes, Eurotiales, Aspergillaceae. The coding region runs from base 1 to 1647 and encodes 548 amino acids. The record is from RefSeq and is a predicted model, not a curated record. Gene Ontology annotation, molecular function: oxidoreductase activity. The transcript is spliced from 5 exons.
AUGCAUACGAUACCCAUCACCGUUUCUUUAUACGCCUUCCUAGCGACGACCUUUCUGUUCUCCUGCUCCGCUUAUGUUGCACAGGCACCGCUGAGCGAUGACAAGUGCACCGAAACAACGGUGGCCAUCUUGGGUGGAGGGAUGGCCGGUAUUGCAGCUGCACAAGCCUUGUCCAACGCAUCUAUCGACGACUUUAUCAUCCUCGAAUAUCGCGAUACCCUAGGUGGCCGUGUCUGGCAUACGGAUUUCGGCAAGGAUAAACAAGGCAAGCCAUACGUGAUUGAGCUAGGAGCCAACUGGCUCCAAGGACUCGGCUCCGAAGCUAUCGAGAAUCCAGUCUGGGCACUAGCCAAAAAAUACCGUCUCAAAAACACCUACUCUAACUACAGCUCCAUCCGAACAUACAACGAAACCGGCUACACCGACUACCGCUAUUUGCUCGACGAAUACGCGCAAGCCUACCACAUCGCCGCCCGCGAUGCUGGCCGCAUUCUGACCCAGAACCUACAAGACCAAACCGCACGCACCGGGCUCGCCCUCGCCGGCUGGAGACCACGCAAGAAUGACAUGGCGGCACAAGCCGUGGAAUGGUGGAGCUGGGACUGGGAAGACGCACAUACGCCCGAAACCAGCUCCUUGGUCUUCGGCAUCGCCGGUGAGAACCUAACCUUCAACCAAUUCGGCAAAGCCAACCACCUCGUCCUCGACCCGCGCGGCUACAGCACCAUCAUUCAAAACGAAGCCCUCGGUUUCCUACCCAACCCCUCUGAUGGCCGCCUACGCCUAAACACCCGCGUCACUCGCAUUGAAUACUCCCCAAGGGGCGUAACAAUCCACACCACCAACGACAACAACAAAAACAGCAACACCUGCAUCCGAGCGGCCUACGCAAUCUGCACCUUCUCCCUGGGCGUCCUCCAAAACAAAGCCGUAACCUUCGACCCACCUUUGCCCUCCUGGAAACAAACCGCCAUCGAGAAAUUCAACAUGGGCACCUACACCAAGAUAUUCAUGCAAUUCCCUGAGACCUUUUGGCCCACAGACACGCAAUUUUUCCUAUACGCUUCCCCAACAACAAGAGGCUACUACCCUGUCUUCCAAUCCCUCUCCACAGAGAACUUCCUCCCUGAAUCAAACAUCCUCUUCGCCACCGUGGUCGACGAACAAGCCUACCGCGUUGAACGCCAAUCCUUGACUCAAACGAAGGACCAGAUCCUCAAUGUUCUAAGAGAGAUGUUCCCUGAUAAACACAUCCCUGAGCCUACGGCGUUUACUUACCCCCGCUGGACGAAUGAACCCUGGGUCUACGGCAGCUACUCCAACUGGCCGGCGGGAACGACCCUUGAGAUGCAUCAGAAUCUGCGGGCGAAUACGGGCCGGCUGUGGUUCGCAGGCGAAGCGACCAGUGCGGCGUAUUUCGGGUUCUUGCAUGGUGCGUGGUAUGAGGGGCGCGAUGCGGGUGAGAAUGUUGCCGCGCUGUUGCAGGGGAGGUGUGUUGAGGAUGUUAGUACUACUAGUACUGCUAGUGGGAAAGAAGAGAAGGAGGAAGCGUGUGGAGAGAGGGUCUUUUAUGAGCAAUUAAAUGGGACUACGCCGCUGGAUGCGUAUAGUCGGUUGAACGGGUGGCCGGCGGUAAGUUACUACUAG